Messenger RNA from Empidonax traillii (willow flycatcher), 4536 nucleotides. It is a transcript of the gene PHACTR1, whose product is annotated as phosphatase and actin regulator 1. Gene Ontology annotation, biological process: cell motility; stress fiber assembly. Gene Ontology annotation, molecular function: actin binding. The transcript is spliced from 16 exons. The record is from RefSeq and is a predicted model, not a curated record. Lineage: Eukaryota; Metazoa; Chordata; Aves; Passeriformes; Tyrannidae. The coding region runs from base 343 to 2373 and encodes 676 amino acids.
UUGUGGGGGUAGCAAAGAGAACAGAUAAAAGACAGUAAAACAAAGCCUUUCACUUUCCUCAAAUUAGCAGGCUAAUGUAGUAUAAAAAAAAGCAGUUCUGCUCAGAUCUGUGCUAAGAGCUUUCAUUUCAUCAUAAUAUAAAACAGCAGAUCCGUCACCUUUCUCUAUUCAGUACUCUUGAUUUCGAGGUUGAAGUGAAAAUUAGAAGCUGUUCAUUCUGGCUCACAGACUGGGUUGCAUUUGCUUAGUCUUAUUCCAUGACAGUAGGAUGGAAAGAGGUCAGUAACACUGGAAUCUGACUGAUCAUCCAUACCGGAGUACUGUACAUAAAGUUCCUUCAAAAUGGACUACUUUUUGGAUGUCGAGUCUGCUCACAGACUGUUUUACAGUCAAGGAGCCCAAGCUCGUCGGGCAACUCUUCUCACAGUGCCCACUCUGGUGACAGCAACCUCUGAGGAUGACAUAGACCGGAGACCCAUCAGAAGACUUCGGUCUAAGAGUGACACCCCUUACUUGGAAGAAGCUAGGAUCUGCUUCAACCUUGAUAAUGCUCGCCGGGCCACGCUGCUCACCGUGCCCACAUUAAUGGCGGCAUCUUCCGAGGAGGACAUCGACCGCAGACCCAUCCGCCGCGUCCGCUCCAAGAGCGACACCCCCUACCUCGCCGAGGCCCGCAUCUCCUUCAACCUCGACACAGCUGAGGAAGUGGAAAGACUGGCUGCAAUGCGUUCAGAUUCUCUGGUACCUGGGACUCACACGCCUCCGAUCAGAAGAAGAAGCAAAUUUGCCACUCUCGGGAGACUUUUUAAGCCAUGGAAAUGGAGGAAGAAGAAGAGUGAAAAAUUUAAGCACACUUCAGCAGCUUUGGAAAGAAAAAUGUCAAUGAGGCAAAGCAGAGAGGAGCUUAUAAAACGAGGAGUGCUGAAAGAAAUUUUUGAUAAAGAUGGGGAACUUUCCAUACCAAAUGAAGAAGGAGCUUUGGAGAAUGGGCAGCCUCUGGGCUCCGGGCAAGUGCUGAGCUCCAGCCAGGUAUCCCUGCCAGCCCUAGCAGAACUGGAGUCAGUCCCAGCAUCUGUGGAACCCUGCUCAUACGAGGUGCUCCCAACCACAGAGAUCAUGGAUGGGACAGUGUCUGAAGAGAGCCCCACAUCCAAUGAAUCCGGCGUCCUCCUGUCCCAAGAUCCUACAGCUAAGCCAGUCCUGCUACUUCCCCCCAAAAAAUCUGCCGCUUUCCCUGGAGACCAUGAGGACACCCCAGUGAAACAGUUGUCCCUCCUCAAACAGCCCCCUGCCCUGCCUCCUAAACCUAUUGCCAGGAUUGCCAGCCACUUAACUGAUCCUGGCGCUCCUGUGAAACUGCCUUGUAUGCCAGUUAAACUGUCACCUCCACUACCUCCAAAGAAAGUCAUGAUUUGCAUGCCUUUAGGGGGGCCAGACCUCUCUCUCUCAUCCUAUUCCACGCAGAAGAGCUCCCAGCAGCCUUUGACCCAACAGCAUCACACCGUCCUGCCAUCCCAGUUAGCAGCUCACCAGCACCAGCUCCAGUACGGCAGCCACAGCCAGCACCUUCCUUCUGGGUCCAGCACGUUGCCCAUUCACCCUUCAGGGUGCCGGAUGAUAGAGGAACUGAACAAAACACUAGCCAUGACCAUGCACAGGCUAGAAAGCUCUGGUUUACACACAGGUGACAGUGUUACAAAAACAGGACCUGGGGGCCUUCCAGACAUGAGACAAGUGCCAACUGUUGUGAUCGAAUGCGAUGACAAUAAAGAAAAUGUGCCUCAUGAAACUGACUAUGAAGAUUCUUCCUGCCUCUAUCCAAGACAGCAAGAGGAAGAAGAGGAAGAUGAAGAGGAGGAUAACUCGUUAUUUACAAGUUCCCUGGCAAGGAAAAUCUGCAGGAAGGACUCUUUAGCAAUCAAACUAAGCAACAGGCCUUCCAAGCGAGAGCUGGAAGAAAAGAACAUCCUCCCCAUGCAGACUGAUGAAGAGAGGCUCGAACUAAGGCAGCAGAUUGGGACAAAGUUAACAAGACGACUGAGCCAGAGGCCAACUGCUGAAGAAUUGGAGCAGAGGAACAUACUGAAACCCCGGAAUGAGCAAGAGGAGCAGGAGGAAAAACGAGAGAUUAAGAGAAGAUUAACACGUAAGCUGAGUCAAAGGCCCACAGUAGAAGAGCUACGUGAGAGGAAGAUCCUCAUCCGCUUCAGUGACUACGUGGAAGUGGCAGAUGCGCAGGACUACGACCGGAGGGCAGACAAACCCUGGACACGACUCACAGCCGCCGACAAAGCAGCCAUUCGAAAAGAGCUUAAUGAAUUUAAAAGCUCUGAAAUGGAAGUUCAUGAAUUAAGUAGGCAUCUAACAAGGUAAGCUGAGAUUAAUUUUAUAAGACUAUAAAUGAAUACUGUUGUUUUCAAAAAAACAACGAGCAGCUGUUCCUCCAACACCGACUGAACAUACCAUGAGGUCUAGACAACAUUUAGAAUUACAGGCUGUAACAGAAACACACAGAUGAAUACAUCCUGCCCCAUUACGUGUUGUUAUGCUGGCACGGGCCAUCUGUUUAAUAAGAUGCCACCUCUUUUUAUUUGUGAAAUCAUCAUGUUCUAGCUGUGUAUCCGUUCUUCUGAGACCAAAAGUAAGUAGUGUUGGUGUCUGAAGCAGGACAAGGGACUCUGGUAAAGCACAUAGGAAAGUGAGAAUGAGCACACACUAAACUCUGCUGGGUGUAGAGCUGUUCCACAACCACGCACGUCCCUCCCACAGAUCUCUCAGUCUUGUCCGUGUCCAACCAUAGGCAAUGCAGUGGGGAAAUAGCAAGAUCCACCUUAUGAGAGGCAGUGCUUGUUUGUUACACUGUUUGUUACACGUUUUAAGUUAUAAAGGUAGAGACUGAAUGAAUUAUCCAUGAGCCCAGACCAACCAUGUUACUCUCUGACAGGCUGGGAGGUCAGGGCACAUGCCCUCGCACAGCCUGUGCUAAGUUUGCUCUGGCUUUGGUGCCAAGAUGAGCCAAACUCCUGGCAUUUCAGCUUCAGUCAGGCCUUUUCAAAUCAACAUUUUAGACUUUAAAGACAAGUGCUAGGUACUGAAUACAAGUGACAGCGAGAUCUGGUGCAAAACUGGAUCUGCCCUUGUAUUAAUGCAUUCAUCAGCUUGGUGCUCAUGAAAAAUGCAGGCAAUACUUUUAGGAAAAAUACAGAAAAGCUUAAGGCAAAAUUAAUUUUGUAUUAGGGGAUUUUUAGGUGUAUGAAUUAAUAAUUAUAUUAAAAUUCACCACAUGUAUUAUGCAUUUAUUCCCUAGCAGAAACUAUCUCCCUUCUCCUUCCUAGCAUGUGCUAGACUGGUUGCACUGAGGUUUGUAAUAAUGGAAUGCUGCUAGAGACAAGCCAGCUGCUUCUGAGCCAGGAGGUCUGGAGGAAGCUUUAGGGUGUACAGUUGGCCUAGAUCCACUGACCCCAGUGACUGAGCCUUUGAGAGACAUUUGGCUCGCUCCUCCAGGGGAGAGGUGACAAAUGUAGAAAGGAGGAGACUGUUUUAAAGGGGGUAUUGCUACAAGGAGUCGAGCACCUUUGAGAGCUCCACUGAAUUCCAGUGCCUUUAGUAUCCCACAGCAUACAGACUUGGUUUAGUUUUCCAGAAGUAUCUCCAGCUGCCUGGUUUUCACAGGCUUCUGGGCAAUAUUUUCCUUGUCUUCCAGUAUUGGGCUGAGCAGUGACCCUUUAAGGUGACUCAGUUUGUAUCUGAAAGCCACCAACCAGCUCAGACUAAGUCAGUCUGGGCCAGGCAUACACAGAGUAAUAACUAAUGUAACAGAAAUUGGAAUAAGGGUUUACCUGAAAUCCAGAAGGACUUAGAGGUUAGACAAGUGGCUUUGGGAAAUAGACACUUGAAGGAAGCACGCUUAAACAAAAGAAAGUCAUUUUCUUAAACAAACUUAGAUAAAUCACCAUUAUAAAGUCAUUAACAAGGUAAUGAGCUAUUCAUGUCAUUAAGCAGUUGCACGAGCUGAGCGUAGAAUGUGUCACUUUACUAGUGGGACACAUUAAUUAAUUCAUAAUAGAGUGAAAAUCAAAGCUUAAAAAAAUAUAUAUUUGCAGAUCUGACAAACCCAGGCCUUCUGACAUGGGGUGUCCUUACUGAAAGGGUGGCCAUUUCAGCUCCAUUUGUCUCUUUAGCCUCCAGCAUUUAAGAAUAAUUAAACUGUACGUAAAUCUUUCUGGCUGAAGAGCACAAGGUUUGUCUGAACCAGGCAAUUUUUGUGGAAUGGUCUGGAAGAGAACUAGCUGAUCCGUAGUCACCCACUCAGGGGUCCCAUAGGAUGGACCCAAAGAGUAUGAAUGUCUUUGGUAGAUUUUGGUGCAAACAGUUUAUACCUAUGAACUGUGAGUCUGGCUAGGACCAAGGAAGUGUGAGCAUCUGUUCUGGGUCCUCAAUGCCAGCAUGGCUGAUGUCAGUGCUGCAAAAAUCGAGCUGCCUAAUGGUGUCAUUGUAGCAAUUAGUUUUCCUAUAUUUUUUAUGUUCAACAAACAU